This is a messenger RNA of Morchella importuna, 1257 nucleotides long. RefSeq lists its product as uncharacterized. The transcript has 5 exons. Lineage: Eukaryota; Fungi; Ascomycota; Pezizomycetes; Pezizales; Morchellaceae. Gene Ontology annotation, biological process: cytoplasmic translational initiation. Gene Ontology annotation, molecular function: translation initiation factor activity. The coding region runs from base 1 to 1257 and encodes 418 amino acids. The record is from RefSeq and is a predicted model, not a curated record. Gene Ontology annotation, cellular component: eukaryotic translation initiation factor 3 complex; cytoplasm.
AUGGAGGUUCCUACGAUAAACACCCUUAUGGUCGAGGGGUCGUUCGACGACCAAAUCCUCGAGAUGGCCCAGUACAUCGAUACCCGCAAGGGAUCGCAGGCUCUCGCUCCGGAACUCGAGGCUCUUAUUGAGGCUGGAGACAAGGAGACGGCACUCAAAAAGAUCGUUGACGCGAGUAGCGUACUUUCUUCCGCGCCAGAGAAGGAGUACAUCCCCGCCUACAACCUCCUCAUCCACCUGAUCCGCAGCUCCACCGAGCUGCCAAACCUUCUCCCCACAGUUCUCCAGAACCUUGCGACCCCCCCUCCUACAUCACCACACAACGGACCUGCAUUGUCGAUCCAUGCGCUCUCAACCAUCUUCAAUGUUCUCCCCGCCGACAGCAAGCUCCGAUACCCGGUCUUGAAGACAACCUUGAAGCUUACCUCUGACUGUGGAAUGUACGAGACGCUCCAGCCUCAGCUUAAGAACGUGGAGAAGUGGGUUGGCGAGUGGGGUUCCUCCCCCGAGGAGAUCAGGGAGUUGUACCUCUCCAUUGCCGACACUGCCGAGAAGUUUGGCGACAACGAUGAAUUUUACACCUUCCUUUUCAAGGCUCUCCAGACCAUCCCCGCCGCCGAUGCAGCCACUGAGCAGGCCCGAGCUCUUGCUCUCCGCCUCGUUAAGGCCGGUGUCAAUAUUCCUUCCCGCCUCGAGUUCGACGACCUGAUUGCCCUUGACGCCGUACAAAAACUUGCCAACACUGACCCUGAGGCGUUUGCUCUCCUUGAGGUUUUCAUUGGUGGAGAUCUUGAGGACUACGAGGAGUUCAAUGAUGAGCACGACGGCUGGGUUGACGACAACGGUAUCGACCACCCCAUUGCUUUCCGCAAGAUCCGUCUCCUCACCCUCGCCUCCCUUGCUUCACAAGCACCUAACCGUGAACUCCCCUACAACAUCAUCGCCCGACGCUUGCACAUUCCUAGUGAAGAAGUCGAGCUUUGGGUCAUCGACGUGAUCCGUGCCGGUCUUGUCGAGGGUAAGCUUUCGCAGCUCAACCAGACCUUCCUCAUCCACCGGUCCACAUACCGCUCAUUCGGUAAACACGAGUGGGAGGAGGUUGCCGGCAGACUAGAUAUCUGGAGGCAGAGCUUGAGAGGAAUAUUGGAGACUGUCCGGGGCGCUAGGGAAGCAGUUGUAGAGCAGCAUGGAAAGGAGCAGCAGGCGUCUGCUAACGCUGUAGAGAGGGCUGGAAGGUCUUUGGAAAUCGAGGCUUAG